Pteronotus mesoamericanus is the source of this 525-nucleotide messenger RNA. RefSeq names its product FXYD domain containing ion transport regulator 3 (gene FXYD3). The coding region runs from base 67 to 330 and encodes 87 amino acids. NCBI's taxonomy places the organism in Eukaryota, Metazoa, Chordata, Mammalia, Chiroptera, Mormoopidae. The transcript is spliced from 8 exons. Gene Ontology annotation, biological process: regulation of sodium ion transmembrane transporter activity. Gene Ontology annotation, cellular component: membrane. The record is from RefSeq and is a predicted model, not a curated record. Gene Ontology annotation, molecular function: sodium channel regulator activity.
GUAGGACUCAGGCGGAACCUGGAACCUCCACACAGCCUGGGGAGACACACAGGCCAGCACUCCAUCAUGCAGCACGUGGCCCUGAGCCUGCUCAUCUUCCUGGCAGGCCUGCCUGCCCUGGAGGCCAACGACCCAGAAGACAAAGACAGUCCUUUUUACUAUGACUGGCACAGCCUCCGGGUCGGCGGGCUCAUCUGUGCGGGGGUUCUAUGCGCCAUCGGCAUCAUCGUCCUCAUGAGUGGGAAAUGCAAAUGCAAGUUCAACCAGAAGCCCAGCCACCGACCAGGGGACACCUCUCUUGUCACUCCAGGCUCUGCCCACAGCUGUUGAGGACGGCUCCGCAAAAGAGCGCAGAGGGCCUCUCUCUCCCUACAUCCUGAUUCUGCACAGGAACCCCACUCCAGGAUGGAAUUCUCCCUCCUCUCCUCAGAAUGCCUUGCCGGGCCUCAUUUCAUUUCUCACUGGAGGGGUCUCUUUGUUCAAUUUUUUAAUCUAAAAUGAUCUUCCUCCUGCUCAAGCAGUCUU